AAGGGAACACAAACACUUUCAUUCAUCAAAAGCAUUAUGAAAAGUAUACAAACUCAACAACUCAUCCUCUUCUUCGCUCCCAUUGCCCUCUUUACCACCCUAACCAGCGGCGGCGGCGAUACACUUAACUCUUCGACAAUUCUCUACGACGGCGACACGCUCGUAUCCUUCUCCGGCGUCUUCGCCCUCGGCUUCUUCAGCCCUACCAACUCCUCCACCAGACGCUACGUCGCUAUCUGGUAUAAUAAGAUCCCUACUCACGAUAUCGUUUGGGUCGCCAAUCGGAACAGUCCGAUCACCGAGUCUACGGCGGCCCUCACCCUCUCUUCCGACGGCAAGCUGGUUGUUAUCGACGGUAACUCCACCGUUUAUUGGUCGUCUUUCACCUCCCCUGCCAUUAAUGAAACGAAGACCUCCAUCGUCAACCCGAUAGCUCAACUUCUUGACACAGGCAACCUAGUCGUCAGAGGAGUUAAUAAUGAGUAUAUAUGGCAGAGCUUCGACCACCCAACGGACACAUUCCUCGCCGGGAUGAAGUUAGGGUAUGAUCUGCGAUCCGGUCUCAUCCGCAACAUCACCUCUUGGGCGAGCCUUUCCGAUCCAUCGCCGGGGCCUUACACCGCAAACCUUCACCUCUCCGGCGUUCCACAGCUUGUUACCACCGAGGGUUCCACCUGGUUCUGGCGCGGCGGUCCGUGGAUCGGCGCCGGAUUUUCCGGCAGCCCGGAGACACGAACAUUCGCUUUCUUCACCAUCACUUUCGUCUCCAACGCCGACGAGGUCGUGUACUUCUACAAGCCGAUCGGAAACCAAAUAACGAGGCUCAUCUUAACGCCCGACGGCAACGGGGAGCGCUUGCUGUGGCUUGAUCCGCCGGGUCAAUGGAGCCUCUUCUGGCAAGAACCAGACGAUCAUUGCGACCAUUACGGCUAUUGCGGGGCUUUCGGGAUAUGCAAUGCGAGCAAUUUACCUAUGUGUAAUUGCUUGCAUGGAUUUCAGCCGAUAUAUCCGGCGAACUGGGUGAUGAUGGAUUGGUCGGGUGGAUGCGUUAGGAAGACGGAAUUAGAUUGCGACCGAAACGGGACAAGAAGCUCUACAGAUGGGUUUGUGCCGGUAAGCGCUGUGAAGCUACCGGAUACUUCGGUGGCGGUAGAGGACAGGUGGUUGGAGUUGGAUGCGUGCAGAGAAAGGUGUUUGAUGAAUUGCUCCUGCACGGCUUAUUCGUCGGCGAAUUUCACAGGCGCCGGGAGUGGAUGCAUUAUGUGGAUGGGACAGCUUAACGACUUGCGAGUCUACUCCAACAAUCCGCAUGUUAUCUAUCUACGGUUGGCUGUGGCAGAUCUAGUGUCAAACCAAUCUCACAUUAAAAAAGCAGCAGCGAUAAUGGUGCCCAUCGUGGUCAGUUUCUCCGUUGCUGCGCUUCUAAUUGGUUGUCUUCUAUUACGCUGCUGGAGAAAGAGAAGAUCUUUGGACUCCUCUGGAGAAGAGACCAAGGAAAGUACUGCAACUAAUACGGACAUGGAACUUCCUUUGUUUGAUUUUGAAACAGUUGCUGAUGCAACAAAUAAUUUCUCUGAAGAUAAUAAACUUGGAGAGGGUGGAUUUGGUUCUGUUUACAUGGGAAAGACAGAUGAUGGACAAGAGAUAGCUGUAAAAAGACUUUCCGAAAGUUCAACGCAGGGACUUGAUGAGUUCAAAAAUGAGGUGAUGUUGAUUGUCAAGCUUCAACAUAGAAAUCUUGUUCGGCUCUUAGGUUGCUGCGUACAGAGGCAGGAAAAGAUGCUGAUAUAUGAGUACAUGCCAAACAAAAGCUUGGACACUUUUCUAUUUGACCAGUAUAAAAAAGUGUUACUUAAUUGGCGAAUGCGUUAUAACAUACUCGUUGGAAUCGCACGAGGUCUCUUAUACCUUCAUCAAGAUUCAGCUGUGAGAGUUAUUCACAGAGAUCUGAAAACUAGCAACAUUCUUCUAGAUCAAGAGAUGGUGCCUAAAAUUUCAGAUUUUGGGCUUGCAAGAAUUUUUGGAGGAAACGAAGCAAAAUCUCAGACCAAAAGAGUUGUAGGAACAUAUGGAUACAUGUCUCCAGAAUAUGUGCUUGACGGCAUAUUUUCUAUGAAAUCUGACGUGUUUAGUUUUGGUGUUUUAACUCUUGAGAUCAUAAGCGGACAAAAAAACAGGGGUGAUUAUAUUUCUCAAACCUAUUAUCAUCUUUUACAGCAGGCUUGGAGACUGUGGAAAGAAGACAAUGCAAUGGAGCUACUUGAUGAAACAAUUGAGAAUUCGUACUCAGUUAAUGAGGUUUUAAGAUGCAUCAAAGUGGCUCUUUUGUGUGUUCAGGAUAGGCCAGAAGACAGGCCAUUAAUGUCUGAUAUAAUUUUGAUGUUAACCAGUAAUAAUGAGGUGUUACCAGACCCCAAAUGUCCAGCUUUUGUAGCUAAAGCUGAGUCAUCCUCGACUAAGCGGCAAUCCCCUUCUGUUAGUAAUGCAACACUUACAUUAACUCUUGGGAGGUUUUUUGGCUCAAAUCCUCGAACACAUCUACAAACUGGCGAAUAAUUUGGGUUGCAGACACCAUAAGGAC
This is a messenger RNA of Phalaenopsis equestris, 2581 nucleotides long. RefSeq names its product G-type lectin S-receptor-like serine/threonine-protein kinase At4g27290. Gene Ontology annotation, biological process: protein phosphorylation; recognition of pollen. The record is from RefSeq and is a predicted model, not a curated record. Bases 37 to 2556 code for a protein of 839 amino acids. Lineage: Eukaryota; Viridiplantae; Streptophyta; Magnoliopsida; Asparagales; Orchidaceae. Gene Ontology annotation, molecular function: protein serine/threonine kinase activity; ATP binding. The transcript is spliced from 9 exons.